CACUCAGUCAGUCCCAGAGAGGCACCAUGCCGAGUCUCAUGCGCUCAUGUGCUUUAGUCGUCGCAGUUCUUCUUGUAUCUGGAUGCCGGUGUGAGGAAAAACUUCUGGUCUUUCUCAUCGACGGUUUCCGUUAUGAUUACAUCGAUGAUCUACAAAACCUGCCGGGGUUUAAAGAAAUUGUGUACAACGGAGUCAAAGUGGAUUACAUGACUCCAGACUUUCCGAGUCUGUCCUUCCCCAAUUAUUACUCCCUCAUGACCGGUCGCCAUUGUGAAGUGCACCAAAUGACAGGGAAUUAUAUGUGGGAUCAGGUCUCGUCAGAGGAAUUCCUAAUUGGAACCAAUCCAGGCAGCCGCUUACCUAUGUGGUGGGAUGGCUCCGAACCCAUCUGGGUAACUCUGCAGAAACAGGGCAAGAGAGUCUACAUGUACUACUGGCCAGGUUGCGAAGUGCAGAUUCUUGGCAUAAAACCAACAUUCUGUGAGAAAUAUGUUGACAGUCCUUCUUUGAAGAAUCUUAGUGAUGCCAUAGAGAAUGGUCUCAAUGUGCUACAGAACGAUGUGGCAGAUAUGGUAGCUGUGUACUAUGAGAACAUCGAUGUCCAGGGGCAUCACUUUGGUCCUGGGUCAGAACAACUGCGGUCUGCUGUCCACACACUGGACAUGGCAUUUCAGAUUUUAAACCAAAAGAUCAAGGAAAAAGACUUGGAAGAUGAACUGAAUGUCAUCAUAUUCUCCGACCACGGCAUGACUGACAUUAGCUGGAAGGAUAGGAUUAUUGAACUAGACACUUACAUAAAUAUGUCAAAUAUCAUAAAGAUGAUGGACAGAGGCCCAGUUGUCAGUCUGUGGCCAGAAGCAGAAAUGUUUGAAAAGAUAUAUACAAAACUGCAGGCGGCCAAAAACAUGAAGGUGUUUCGGAAACAAGAGGUCCCGGAUCGCUUUCACUAUAAGCAGGGAAAAUUUGUCUCGCCAUUAACACUUGUUGCAGAUCCUGGUUGGUUCAUCACUCAGAACCGAGCUUCACUGCCUUACUGGCAGAAUGAUACAGGAGUGCCUCGGGGCUGGCAGAAUGGUUGGCACGGCUAUGACAACGAGUUCUUGGACAUGAGGGGCUUUCUACUGGCUCAGGGACCAGCUUUCAAGAAGAAUUUCCAAGCAGGGCCGAUCAGAUCAGUGGAUGUGUAUAAUUUAAUGUGCAACACCCUUGCCAUCCAGCCUCUUCCCAACAAUGGCUCCUGGUCUCGAGUUGAGUUUAUGCUGAUAGCCUCUGCUAGUGCUGUACAGCCUGUGCUGAUUUACACCUGUGUUCUGGCACUCCUGAUGAUGCUACACUCUGUAAAGCAUUAGAAAUCACACACAUUCACAGCUUUCCUGUUCAAAGCUGCACUAGGGUUUUAAUCAGUGCUGUUUAAAGGCCAUUUGAUGGACAACUGAUGAUUUUGAAAUGAUAUAGUUUAGUUCUUCCUUUUUUAUUAUUAUAAUUAUUUCAUGUGUAUGUACAGUAACUAUAAUCCUCAGUAAAAAUUGUGCCUAUAGCCAAAUAUAGAUCAAAUUUGGCAUAUGUGAAAUGUUGUUUGGGUUAGUAAAGGAGAAUUCAACUCUUGGCACAUACAAAUCGAAUUAAAGCAAAUUUAGGAUUAGCUGCUUGAUUUUUUCAUUAAAAAUAUAUAUUUUUAUGUAUUUUUAUGACUUACUUCACUAUAACAUUGACAUACUUUUAAUUAUAUUACACUAAUUUACCAUUUGUUUAGUGUUAUUAAAGGUUUUGCAUCCAUUUUCCCUUUCCUAUUCCAUUAAGCUUCUGUACUUAAUGUAAAGCAUGAAUGUAUGGUGUUUUAGGUGAAAGUCUUCUUUCUCAUCAUCAACAUUCGGAAGAAGGUAUAUGUGUCAGGUUAAUUAAUCAUGUUCUUUUUAAAAUAAAAGACAUUUUUGUCCUAUUUUAUCAGUAA
Messenger RNA from Clarias gariepinus (North African catfish), 1951 nucleotides. RefSeq names its product ectonucleotide pyrophosphatase/phosphodiesterase 6 (gene enpp6). Bases 27 to 1349 code for a protein of 440 amino acids. The transcript has 8 exons. NCBI's taxonomy places the organism in Eukaryota, Metazoa, Chordata, Actinopteri, Siluriformes, Clariidae. The record is from RefSeq and is a predicted model, not a curated record.